AUGAUAUCUAGCGAGACAACACCCGAAACAUCCACAGAGUCGGCUCCUUCGGGGAGGACUUUCCCACCUUUAUACUCUUCGGCAGGGGACGCCUCGAUGGACAGACUGGCGUUCUUUCACAUCCUCGAGAGACUCAAGACACAAAAACGAACAGGCUGGGUCGACAAUAAAAGAGAAGCCAGCAUUGCGGAUCAUAUGUACAGGAUGGCUGUACUGGCGAUGUGUGCCGGAGACACCCAAUUAGACGUUUCCAAAUGUGUCAUGAUGUGCAUCGUACACGAUCUUGCCGAAGCGCAAGUCGGCGACAUCUCGCCACGGGAAGGUAUCCCUAAGGCAGAGAAGCGACGUCUCGAAUCAGAAGCUAUGCAUAAUUUCACUCAUGAGAUGCUUCAUAACAGCUUUGCUGCACAACGAAUACAAGCUCUCUGGAAGGAAUACGAAGAUGGUGAAACUGCGGAAGCGCGAUUUGUCAAGGAUCUUGACAGAUUCGAGAUGGCGUCGCAGGCUUUUGAAUACGAGCGGCGACAUGACAGGUCAUUGCAGCCGUUCUUCGACAGCAGCAUCCCUUUCAUCCGACAUCCCGAGGUGAAAAAUUGGGGCGAAGACCUCUUGGCUGAGAGACAAAACGCCAAAGAGUCGACUGCAAGCUGA
Molecule: messenger RNA, 651 nt
Organism: Postia placenta MAD-698-R-SB12
Lineage: Eukaryota; Fungi; Basidiomycota; Agaricomycetes; Polyporales; Adustoporiaceae
Exons: 10
Coding region: 1-651 (216 amino acids)
Cellular component (GO): cytoplasm
Molecular function (GO): 5'-deoxynucleotidase activity
Source: RefSeq, a predicted model, not a curated record